GGUGCGGGCCGGGGAUCGACAAGCAUGGAUCCGACCGUGGAAGUGGUGGCCCUGUUUCUGGGCUUUCUGGGCUGGGUGAUGGUCGGGGUGGCGCUGCCCAACCGCUACUGGAAGACGUCCACGGUGGACGGCAACGUCAUCACCACCUCCACCAUCUACGAGAACCUCUGGAUGUCCUGUGCCACCGACUCCACGGGCGUCCACAACUGCCGGGAAUUUCCGUCCCUGCUGGCGUUGAACGGUUACAUCCAGGCGUCCCGCGCCCUGAUGAUCACGUCGGUGGUGAUGGGCGCCUUCGGCCUGGCGGCGGCCCUGGUGGGCGUGCAGUGCUCCAAGGCGGCCGGCGACAACUACGUGCUCAAGGGUCGGAUCGCGGGCGCCGCCGGCGUGCUUUUCAUCCUGCAAGGUUUGUGCACAAUGGUGGCAGUGUCCUGGUACGCCGUCAACAUCACCCAGGAAUUCUUCGACCCAUUCUUUCCGGGUACAAGGUAUGAAAUCGGCGAGGGGCUGUACAUCGGGUGGUGCUCGGCCGUGCUCGCCAUCGCCGGGGGGGCGUGCUUAAUGUGCUCCUGUCGGAUGGGCUCGGAAGGAAAGUACCCUUUGCCUCAUCAAAGCAGGGGUACUGUUUAUUCGGGACCGGCCCGGACCAGAAGUGUGGCUGCCAGCACUUACGGCCGAAAUGCGUACGUUUAAAUGAAAUCUUUUUGUACUCAAUAAUAAUAUGGUCGUCAUUGUUUUGUUGCCACAUUUUGUACCCGAUUGUUUGUUCAUGUCAAAUAUUCACAUGCAAUUACUAUGAUUUGAUUCUCGAUUUUUGCACUUUUUCCAACAUAUUUUACAAUUAUGCGCAAUAAACGUGUACCGUACAUGAUGAA
Syngnathus acus (greater pipefish) is the source of this 875-nucleotide messenger RNA. RefSeq names its product claudin 15a (gene cldn15a). NCBI's taxonomy places the organism in Eukaryota, Metazoa, Chordata, Actinopteri, Syngnathiformes, Syngnathidae. Gene Ontology annotation, molecular function: structural molecule activity. The record is from RefSeq and is a predicted model, not a curated record. Gene Ontology annotation, biological process: cell adhesion; bicellular tight junction assembly. Gene Ontology annotation, cellular component: bicellular tight junction; plasma membrane. The coding region runs from base 25 to 693 and encodes 222 amino acids. The transcript is spliced from 5 exons.